Molecule: messenger RNA, 1878 nt
Organism: Epithele typhae
Lineage: Eukaryota; Fungi; Basidiomycota; Agaricomycetes; Polyporales; Epitheliaceae
Exons: 3
Coding region: 1-1878 (625 amino acids)
Source: RefSeq, a predicted model, not a curated record
AUGUUCACCCGCAGCGCCAGCCGCGCCAACAGCACCACCGACCCCCGCCCUGAGCCCGAACCCGAGCCUGAGGUGGCCUCCUUCCCUAGGAGUUCUGCUCUGCCGCCAUGGGAGGCGAACCCAGAUCUCUUCGCGUUCACUCCACGGCCCAAGGAGCGAACCAAGAAGGCGCGAGGGGAAAUGCCAGCCCCUCCGCCACCGCCACCGGAGCCACUGCACACCACGGUGGGCACGGCGCUGAAGCGGAAGCAGUCCCGGUCGAAGAACAUGAAGGAGGCGGGGCGGAAACGGUCCCGCCGGGCGCGCCCAAGUGAGUCGGGGGACCCGCGUGCGGCGCUGACCACCGCCGAGCCGCAGAAUGAUGCAGUCGAGGCAGGCGCUUCGGAUCCCGCCACUGGAGACAAUGCGAACGUCGAAGAGGGACUCGGCGGUAACGGGAAGACUGGUAUACCGACCUCACCGGAUACAGAUGAACUUGCUGCUACCCCGGUGGCGGUCGCGCCCGUCCCGAACUCGAACACGACCAACAUAGACGGGAUUGCGGAUGUCUCUAGGGCGGGCACGCGUGCGCGGAGGUCCCAUGUCUCAGCUGCGCCAGCGAAGACGAUUUCGAAGACGAGAGCGGGUGCGGGCGCGAACUCCAUCGCUGCGUCCACUGCGAAGCCCAAGGGUCCAAAGCCGCGGCCGAAGACGAAGUUCCCUCCUCGUCCCCCGAAUGCGAUCUCUGUUACAGACCGUCCGGCCGCAGGUCCGAACGCUCCCGACGGUCGUACAGCUGGCACAGAUGAGCCUGUCGCGGAGAGCAACCGGCCAGCCGAGAGCGCGUCGGCCUCGGAGGACGUGGCCAAUGCGGGUUCGGAGAUGCAGGCCCCCGCCACAGAUUUUCUGCAACACCAUGCGAGUGCCGCGGCGAACGAGAAUGAGGAGAGCGGUGCCGUUCACGAUCCUAUCCUUGCGACGUCGACGAAGGCCAGACUGCUGACAUCACCCAAGCAAACUCAAGAGGAAGUUCUUUUGGACAUCCAACCCUAUGAUGAGUUGUCUUUCCUUCUCGAACAGGCUCUUGACGAAGAGGUUCAAGCUCAAGCUCAAAAACUCGGGGAGGACGAAGCCGUCGUGCAACCUCCGGAAGAGACCCCGCUUCCAGAACUACGCGACGACGUCCCCCAGGAACUAGAAACCUGCCAUUCUGAGCAAGACCCCCUCCCGCCCGACCCUUUCGAGCUCGAGACCACCCCUCUUCCGCACUACCUCCUGGAUCCAGCCGCCUCUGGACUCAGCCAGCAUGACACGAGCGCCCCUCUCGUGUCCCCUUCCAUCGAGGCUACAGCGCCAACGCUAUCCUCAAGCGAGGUUGAGGCGUCCUUCACCUCAAAGCCUCCACCAGAUAGCCUCCCUGAGAUGAUUCCGUUCGCGGACGCCCCUCAGACAGACGCCCCACAAACCGCCCCACAGGAAGCCAACACCAAAGGCAAAGCGCGCAAAGUUGGCGGGACGACGACGACCGCAAUCGCCGGUCGUUCACAUCCCCAAACCCGCCGGCCCGUCCUCGGAGUCGAUUACCCACUUGCUCUGGGUUCAUUAAAGGUUUACGCGAACGCCUUCGCGUUCAUCAACAUCCUGACGGUCUACCACGGGGAACAAGUGGCCGGGGAGAUCGUAGCCGCUCUGGAGGCUUACGAGACUCGCAGAGUUGAGAAGGCGCAGAUGCUGCGCCGGGUUGCGAGGCUCUUGAACGGCGAGCCACAGACGUUGGCCCUUUUCAACACGUUCCUCAGCAAGGAGGAGCAGGCCGACUUGCAUGACUUUCCCUACACAUCGUUCUGCUUGGAAAGUCAGCCCGGGACCGCCUCGACGCUGUACUCGCACGUAAGAUAA